Spea bombifrons (plains spadefoot toad) is the source of this 846-nucleotide messenger RNA. Its product is annotated as forkhead box protein unc-130-like. Gene Ontology annotation, biological process: regulation of transcription by RNA polymerase II; cell differentiation; anatomical structure morphogenesis. The transcript has 2 exons. Lineage: Eukaryota; Metazoa; Chordata; Amphibia; Anura; Pelobatidae. The record is from RefSeq and is a predicted model, not a curated record. Gene Ontology annotation, molecular function: DNA-binding transcription factor activity, RNA polymerase II-specific; RNA polymerase II cis-regulatory region sequence-specific DNA binding. Bases 93 to 821 code for a protein of 242 amino acids.
CAUAAGUGAAGAGAACAAAUACAGUUUCCAAAGUGGAAAACAACAUCUUAAGAACUUCUGAGUGAUACAUCUGCAAGCUGUAAAUCUAAAGGAUGCCUUUGGCUGCCCACACCGUAGGAUCAUCUUUCCGAAUAGAGUCCUUGAUAGGAUGGACUUCUGAAUACGAGAAGAAGGUUUUUCAAGAUCUGGAGACCUUGCCAGAAAGUAACAAAUCUAAGGAAAUUUUGGAAGUCUCAACAACUGGACAGUCACAGGCGAGGAGUAUGGCAACUCAGUACAACAUAUUAGGAAGAAGACUGGGUAACACUGAAAAAAGUAAAAGAGGAAGGACCGAGUAUAAUAUUUCUAAUCAUGAGAAUUGGUCAAACAUCACUGAAUGCCAAAAAGCAGAGGAAACAGAAUGGGAUUCCAGAAGUAUGCCAUCUGAAGACCAAUGUGAAAUACUUGAAUGCACUCAACAAAAAGACAGCGUUGUAUGUGCAAAAAAGAUGAUUACAGAGAAAAAAAUUAAGGUUUCUGAGAAACCCAACCACUCUUACAUUGCUUUGAUAUCAACAGCAAUUUUGUCUUCCCCUGAGAAGAAACUGCAACUUAGUGACAUUUACCAGUGGAUCAUGGAAACAUACCCAUAUUAUCACAAUCAGGAUAAGAGCUGGAGAAAUAGCGUUCGCCACAAUUUGUCUCUAAAUGAGUGUUUUAUUAAAGCUGGACGCAGUGAUAAUGGAAAAGGACAUUACUGGGCUGUGCAUCCUGCAAACUUAGAGGCUUUCUCUAGAGGAGACUACCAGAGACGCAGGGCAAGGAGACGUGCACGCAGGUAAGUUAUGUAGCUUCCUGGUAUAACAU